This is a messenger RNA of Penicillium arizonense, 1668 nucleotides long. RefSeq lists its product as uncharacterized. Bases 1 to 1668 code for a protein of 555 amino acids. The record is from RefSeq and is a predicted model, not a curated record. Lineage: Eukaryota; Fungi; Ascomycota; Eurotiomycetes; Eurotiales; Aspergillaceae. The transcript has 8 exons. Gene Ontology annotation, molecular function: metallodipeptidase activity. Gene Ontology annotation, biological process: proteolysis.
AUGUCCACACAAGCCCAUCAAACGGCCUUAAGGACCGGCGAACAUGACAAGGCCAUCUGGUACUUUGCCUACGGAUCCAAUAUGAAGUCCACGGUCAUGAAUAACCGUGGAAUUACACCUAUCAGCAUGCAGGCUGUCGUCGUACCUAGCUAUGUCCUCUGUUUCGAUAUUUUCGGUAUCCCCUACGCAGAGCCCGCAUUCGCCAGUAUAGCACCGCUGAGGGAUGAACAGAUAGAGGGUGGAGUUAAAUCCCUUCCGCCAGUUCAUGGAGUUGCCUACCUGCUCACACCGGAUGACUAUCGACGCCUGGUGCUAACUGAAGGCGCCGGGGUCGGAUAUGAUGAGAUCACCGCCUAUGCUAAAGUCAUAGCACCGGACCAAGCAGAUAUCCUGAUACACACCUUGAAGGCCAAAUACCCAUGGCGGCCGAACCGAGCGCCUAGUGCAAGAUAUAUGGGGUUAAUCAUCGACGGCGCCCAGGAGUUCAAUCUUCCUCAGCAAUAUCAAUCCUUUCUGCGGUCUCUACCAGUCUAUCGCCCAGCGCUGACAUAUCGAGCCCAGCUUGGCGCCUGGUCUUUCCUGGUCUUCUGGCGAAGAAUGAUUCGAAUCCUGGCAAGCCUCACCAAGGUGAACACGAAUGAACAAGGGCACUGUCCCAAAUGGCUUGGAAGCGUGAUUGUUACGGUGUACCGCUCAGAGCAGUUGCUGCGCAGAGUACCACUCAUCGAUGGCCAUAAUGACUUCCCAUUUAUAAUCCGCGGGCUCUAUCUCAAUGCAGUCGAUAACAAGAAUCUGAAAGACUUGCCUGUUGGACAGACCGAUAUCACUAGACUACGCCGGGGUUUGGUGGGAGGCCAGUUCUGGAGUGCUUAUGUUCCAAACCCCAAGCCAUCUGAAGCAAUUUCCAUUGAUCCCGACCUGGAGUGUCUCCGCCAGACCCUGCAGCAGAUUGACGGAAUUAACCGCAUAGUCAAUCAAUAUCCGCAUGUCUUCGGGCUAGCAGAGAGCGCCGCGGACGUCUGGAAGACAGAUACAGCGCUCCAUCAUGGUCUCAGUGCGGACGGUAAACGCAUCAUUCGAGAGAUGAACCGCAUCGGGAUUGAUGCAUCCCAGAGAGACGUGCUUGCGGUCUCUAGUGCUCCUGUGAUAUUCUCCCACUCUGCUUGUUCCACACUCGUCGAGCAUCCCCGAAAUGUCACCGAUGAAGUGCUACAUUUGCUACAAAACAAUGGUGGGAUGAUCAUGAUCUGUUUUCUGCGGGACCUGGUCGACCCCAGCGGCGGCCGCAAAGCAACACUCGCCCAGGUGGCCGAUCACAUCCUCUACGCCGCGGGAAAGAUAGGGUAUGACCAUGUAGGGAUAGGCUCCGAUUUUGACGGCAUGCUAGAAGGGCCAGGCGGCUUGGAUGAUGUAUCGCGGUUUCCGGAUCUUGUGGUAGAGUUACUACAGCGUGGGGUGACCGAGAGCCAGAUUGAGAAAAUUAUAGGACUGAAUAUUCUACGAGUAUUGGAGGAAGUGCAGGACAUUGCUUCCCAGGAGCAACAGUCGCAAUCGACAGAUGUGCUGUGUGAUGAGAUCGGGUGCAUGUGGACGCCGGAGCAACGCGAGAUGCUGAAUGUCCAGGGGAGAAAGCGCGGACUCCAGCAGGGGGAGGUCUCGGCGCAGUAG